Saccostrea echinata is the source of this 4386-nucleotide messenger RNA. Its product is annotated as xanthine dehydrogenase/oxidase-like. Gene Ontology annotation, molecular function: iron ion binding; FAD binding; molybdopterin cofactor binding. The transcript has 35 exons. Bases 42 to 4049 code for a protein of 1335 amino acids. The record is from RefSeq and is a predicted model, not a curated record. NCBI's taxonomy places the organism in Eukaryota, Metazoa, Mollusca, Bivalvia, Ostreida, Ostreidae.
UUUAAAGUUGAAGCUCUUCCGAAAAAAGUUGAAACUUUGAAAUGACAUCAGCAAGUAAACUUCUGUUUUUCGUAAAUGGGAAAGAGGUUGAAGAGAGUGAACCAGACCCAGAAACCACACUUCUCCAGUAUUUGAGGCUGAAAUUAAAAUUGACAGGAACUAAAUUAGGCUGUGGAGAAGGAGGAUGUGGUGCCUGUACUGUUAUGAUCUCAAAAUACGACCCUGUCAGUAAAAGUGUUAGACAUUUCUCAGCCAAUGCCUGCCUUGCCCCUCUGUGUGCCAUGCAUGGAUUGGCUGUUACUACAGUAGAGGGCAUUGGUAGUGUCAAAAAUGGACUACAUCCUGUUCAGGAGAGGAUUGCUAAAUCCCAUGGCUCUCAAUGUGGAUUCUGUACCCCAGGCAUUGUGAUGUCCAUGUACACUCUCCUUAGAAACAAUCCACUCCCUACAAGGGCAGAUAUGGAGAGUGCAUUUGAAGGAAAUUUGUGCAGAUGUACUGGAUACAGACCUAUAUUAGAUGGCUUUAGAACUUUCACAAAGGAAUAUUGUCAGAUGGGAGAAAACUGUUGCAGAAACCAAAAAUUUAUACAGUGUAAUGGAAAUGGUAACAUAGAAGAAGGACUUUCUUCCGAGUUGUUUGACAGUAGUAAAUUUUUACCACCUGAUAGCACACAGGAUCCAAUAUUUCCACCUGCUUUGAGGACUGACAAGUAUGACCAGCAGAGUCUGACAUUUAUGGGGGAGAGGACAACUUGGUUCCGUCCCUCCAACCUACAGGAGUUGUUAGAGCUCAAACACUCCUAUCCUGAUGCCAGGCUGGUUAUAGGAAACACAGAAGUUGGUGUUGAAAUCAAGUUGAAGAACAUGGUAUACAAGACAAUGAUUGCACCUACUCAUAUUGAAGAGCUGAACCAGAUUUCUAAAGAUUCAGAUGGAAUCACAUUUGGAGCCUCUGUCACAUUGGCUGUUAUUGAGGAAACUCUACAGGAGGCAAUUAAUGAACAUCAAGAGCACCAAACCAGAAUGUUCCAGGCAGUAGUAGAAAUGUUAAGGUGGUUUGCUGGGCAUCAGAUCAGGAAUGUGGCAGCUGUUGCAGGAAAUAUAAUGACAGCCAGUCCAAUUUCAGAUUUGAACCCCUUGUUUUUGGCAGCAGGGGUAACUCUUACUGUGAUGUCUAAAGAUCAGGGUAAACGAGAGAUUGUAAUGGAUGAGAAGUUUUUCUUAGGCUACAGAAAAACUGCAGUCAAACCCCAAGAAGUCUUAGUUUCUGUUAAACUGCCAUUUAUGCAGCAGAAUGAGUAUUUCUUUGGAUACAAACAAGCAAACAGAAGAGAAGACGAUAUUGCUAUUGUUAAUGCAGGAAUACAGGUUCUGUUUGAAGCCAAUUCUAACAGCAUUAAAGGAAUGAGGUUGGCAUUUGGUGGUAUGGCCCCCACCACAGUGAUGGCUACAAAAGCAAUGAAAAAUUGUGUAGGAAGGAAAUGGGAGGAUGACCUUGUAAAGGAUAUGGCUGACUGGUUAGCAGAUGAUCUCCCCUUACCCCCAGGCUCACCAGGGGGCAUGACUGAGUACAGACGCACUCUUUGCAUUAGCUUUUUCUACAAGUUUUACCUUUCCGUCCUUAUGCAGAUAAGACAGAGGCUUCCAGGCAUAGUUCAUAGUAAAGUUCCUACUUCACACAGAAGUGCCACUACUGUCUUCCAAAAAGAUCCAACCAAAAGUACUCAAGUGUAUGAGGAGGUCGCAUCCGGUCAACCAGAACAUGAUCCACUCGGACGACCCCUGGUCCACCUGUCAGCAGAUAAACAGGCUUCAGGAGAAGCUAUUUACAUUGAUGAUAUUCCUCUUUAUGAGAAUGAGAAAUAUGUAGCCUUUGUUACUAGUCAGAAAGCUCAUGCAAAAAUCCUAAGUAUAGAUCCAUCAGAGGCUAUGAAAAUUCCCGGAGUGGUGGAUUUCAUUUCACACAAGGAUGUUCCUGGGCAUAAUAUGUGGGGUGGUGGACCCACAAUAGAUGAGAAGAUAUUUGCCUCAGAGAAGGUGUUAUGCAUGGGACAAGUGAUAGGAGUUGUUGUAGCAGACACACAGGUCCAUGCACAGAGAGCAGCUAAAGUUGUCAAAGUGGAGUAUGAAGAGAUGGAGCCCAUUAUAACCAUAAAGGAAGCCAUAGAGAAAGGAUCCUUUUAUGAACACAAAAGUAGCAUAAGUAAUGGAGACCUUGUGAAAGGUUUUGAGAUGGCAGACCAUGUUGUGGAGGGGGAGGUCAAUAUGGGGGGACAGGAACACUUCUACCUGGAGACCCAUGCAGCACUGGCCGUGCCUAAGGGAGAGGAUGGGGAAAUGGAGCUUUUUGUGUCCACUCAGAACCCAACAGAAACCCAGCAUGUGGUAGCAGAAUGUCUUGGAGUACCAGCAAACAAAAUUGUAUGCCGAGUCAAAAGAAUGGGAGGUGGCUUUGGAGGAAAGGAAACACGUAACAUUGCUUUCACUACACCUGUUGCCAUAGCAGCAAAUAAACUAGGUUGUCCAGUACGAUGCAUGCUAGACAGGGAUGAAGACAUGCUCUCUAGUGGAACUCGACAUCCAUUCUACGGAAAGUACAAAGUUGGCUUUACUAAGGAUGGUAAAAUUACAGCUCUUGAAUGUGACAUUUACAACAAUGCUGGACAUAGCUUGGACCUCUCUGGUGCUGUAAUGGAUAGAGCAUUAUUCCAUAGUGAUGCCAGCUAUAAGAUUCCUAACAUUAGGGUAUCUGGACACCUUUGUAAAACUAACAUUCCUUCAAAUACAGCAUUCCGGGGUUUUGGUGGACCACAAGGCAUGUUUAUAGCAGAAACCUGGAUAGAGCAAAUUGCUUCAACUCUAGACAUUUCAGCAAGACAGGUCAGGGAAAUCAACAUGUACAAUGAAGGGGAAACAACCCACUUCAACCAGCCUCUCCUUCAGUGUAACAUCAAACGCUGCUGGAACGAGUGUUUGGAGAGAAGUGACUUCUGCAACAGGAGGAAGGACAUUGAUAUAUUUAACAGUGAAAAUCGAUGGAAAAAGAGAGGAAUAUCUAUUAUCCCAACAAAGUUUGGUAUCUCGUAUACUGCACUGUUUCUAAAUCAGGCUGGUGCUUUGGUCAUUAUAUACAAGGAUGGGUCAGUUCUGAUUACACAUGGAGGCACAGAAAUGGGACAAGGACUUCACACCAAAAUGAUCCAGGUUGCAGCCAGGACAUUAAAGAUUCCUGCCUCUAAGAUACACAUUAGUGAGACGAGUACUAACACAGUCCCCAAUACCUCUGCUACGGCAGCCAGUGCCAGCUCGGAUCUGAAUGGAAUGGCCAUCCAGAAUGCAUGUCAAAUUUUGCUGGAGAGACUGGAACCAUAUAUAAAUGCAAACCCCAAAGGAUCAUGGGAAGACUGGGUAAAUGCAGCGUAUUUUGACAGAACAAGUCUAUCCACAACAGGAUUUUACAAAACUCCAAACAUAGGCUACAACUUUGAAACAAACAGUGGAAAUCCCUUUAAUUACUUCAGUUUUGGAGUAGCUUGUUCUGAAGUGGAGAUUGACUGCCUUACCGGUGACCAUAAGGUAUUGAGAACAGACAUAGUAAUGGAUGUAGGAGUGAGUCUGAAUCCUGCCAUAGACAUAGGACAGAUUGAAGGUGGAUUUACACAGGGCUAUGGUUUGAUGAUGUUGGAGCAACAGAAGAUGGCACCAAAUGGCUUCCUAAUUACCAGAGGUCCUGGAAACUACAAGAUUCCUGGAUUUGGAGAUGUUCCUGGAGAAUUUAAUGUUUCCCUCUUAAAAGGAAGUGUAAACAGAAGAGCUGUUUACUCCUCAAAAGCUAUAGGAGAGCCCCCUUUGUUUUUGGCUUCUUCUGUCUUCUUUGCUACAAAGGAUGCCAUAAACUCUGCCAGACUGGAUGCUGGUCUUAAUGGGUAUUUCCAGUUAAAUAGUCCAGCCACUCCUGAGAGGAUACGAAUGGCAUGUCAGGACCAGUUUACAAAGAUGUUUCCUGAGGCCCCUAAAGGUUCAUACAAGCCGUGGUUUGUUGAGCUGUAAAGAAGAAAAUCUAAAGGAAGAGUGGUCACUGGUCAGUGAUGGUGCUAAGGGGAAGUUUUUCAUUCAUAAUAAAAUCUAAAAACCAGGAGCUUUAAUACUUGAUAAUACCAGGUCUUUGUACAUAAAUGAACUGGGAAAGUGUUUAUAUUUUUUUAUUCAUGUUUUGGUUGUUUUGAACAAUGUUUUGAUACAAUCUACCUUUUUGAACAAUCAUUUUUUUUAGAAUGUAGUACAUGUAAUAUCUCAUUUGGAGUUUCUCACCAUAUAAUUGUAUUGAAAAUAAUUAUAGUCAAGGGUGAUGAUGUUUAUGUAAUCUUUUGUUUGUGAAUUAUAAUUA